AUGUCCAAAUUAAUACUAUGGAAGUAAAUCAAAUUUAUUGUAUACCAGAGUUUCCCAUGAGCACCACUAAUUCCAAAUUUCAGGCCAGAAACACUCCCAUCACGGACAGAGGCUUGACAGGGUUACCAAACAUCGGCAACACCUGUUUCCUGAACUCAGUGAUUCAAUGUCUCAGUAAUACUAGACCUCUACUAGAGUAUAUUUUAAGCAAUGAGUAUUUGGGUGAAAUAAGAAAUCCAACCAAAAGUCUUGUGAUAGAAUGUUUUGCGGAGCUGAUUCAGAAUAUUUGGAAUGAUCGCAAAAGUUCAGUGAACCCUGUACAUUUGAAGCAUGCGGUUGAACUGUACGCUCCUCGUUUUAGUGGGUACAGCCAGCAUGACGCUCAGGAGUUCCUUAAAUAUCUGUUAGAAGGUCUUCAUCAAGAGUUGAACAGAGCAAAAUCUGUUCAUGAUUCAGAUAAGGAUAGCAACCACAGCACCACAUCCUUCAGUGCUACCGAAUCUUGGCAAACAUAUCUGAAGACAGACAACAGCAAGGUGGUCAAUAUAUUCGGAGGGCUUCUAAAGUCAGUUUUAAAGUGUACUCAGUGUGGAUUCUCCUCAACUGUUUAUGAACCAUUCUGGGAUCUCUCAUUAUCCAUUCCGAUCGAUAGCAGCCACCGCAUUCAAAAUCUCCACCUCAAUCACUGCUUGAACCUUUUUACCAAAGAAGAAACGCUUGAUGGUCUGGAAAAACCUCUAUGUGAAAAAUGCAAAAUGAAGCAAAUAUGUGUCAAAAGAAUCUCGAUUCAGAAGUUCCCCAGUAUUCUUGUUAUCCACCUGAAACGGUUUUCUGGGAACGGAAUCACUCGCAAAAUAGACCAACACAUAGAUUAUCCCCUGGUUGGACUCGAUCUGGGUGAAUACUCUGCUGACACCCAGUUUCGGAGCAUAAGCUACAACUUGUAUGGGUUGAUCAACCACUACGGGACAUGUCAGUUUGGACACUACACAGCCUGUUGCAAACAUCCCUACUCUGGACGCUGGCAUCGCUUCAAUGAUCGUUCCGUCUCACCUAUCAACACCAACCAAGCAGACAAGGCGGAGGCAUAUAUUCUCUUCUACGAGGCUGUAGUGUAACAUCGCUUGCUUGAAAAUUUGAUUUAAAAUUUACAGAUAGUGUAAUAUCAGAUGGACAAUAUUUGAUAUUUAUCUUAGUAAGUGUCCUACAAAAUAUUUAAGCAAAGUAGACAAAAGUAUUUACUUUUCACCAAACUAUAAAAUUAUAUUGACAAAAUGUCUGGCAUACAGUAGCCUACCAAUAUAUUGUUUC
This is a messenger RNA of Macrosteles quadrilineatus (aster leafhopper), 1311 nucleotides long. It is a transcript of the gene Usp2, whose product is annotated as ubiquitin carboxyl-terminal hydrolase 2. Gene Ontology annotation, molecular function: cysteine-type deubiquitinase activity. The coding region runs from base 18 to 1118 and encodes 366 amino acids. The transcript has a single exon. Gene Ontology annotation, biological process: protein deubiquitination. NCBI's taxonomy places the organism in Eukaryota, Metazoa, Arthropoda, Insecta, Hemiptera, Cicadellidae. The record is from RefSeq and is a predicted model, not a curated record. Gene Ontology annotation, cellular component: cytoplasm.